Molecule: messenger RNA, 1833 nt
Organism: Venustampulla echinocandica
Lineage: Eukaryota; Fungi; Ascomycota; Leotiomycetes; Helotiales; Pleuroascaceae
Product: Lysophospholipase
Exons: 3
Coding region: 1-1833 (610 amino acids)
Biological process (GO): glycerophospholipid catabolic process
Cellular component (GO): cytosol; intracellular membrane-bounded organelle
Molecular function (GO): A2-type glycerophospholipase activity
Source: RefSeq, a predicted model, not a curated record
AUGAAGGGAAUAUGUGGGUUUAUUGCAUUCGUCGGGAUUUUGAAUGUUUUCUCCUCUCAGGGCAUGAUACCUUGGGAUGUGUCUGACAAGGAGUAUGCUGCGAUACCUGGUGCUCAUAGUAUGAAGCGUGCGGCACCUGAUUCUCCAACUGGGGGAUAUGCGCCAGGGAAUGUCGAAUGCCCUUCGAGUCGUCCAGUUAUUCGAGCUGCGUCUGCACUUUCCGACAACGAGACCGCAUGGCUGCAACUACGAAGAAACAAAACAAUUGGGCCGAUGACUUCCAUCCUUACUCGGGCUAAUAUUUCUGGCUUCGACGCAUCGAAAUACAUCUCUAGCAUUGCUGGUAACGCUAGUGCUCUGCCAAACAUUGGAAUUGCGAUAUCGGGCGGAGGCUAUAGAGCAAUGUUAAAUGGAGCCGGCUUUGUCGCUGCUGCAGACAGUCGAACGGAAAAUUCUACAAAUGCGGGUGGAAUUGGAGGCCUCUUGCAGUCUGCGACAUAUCUCUCGGGUCUUUCUGGUGGUGCUUGGCUGGUCGGCUCACUCUACGCAAACAAUUUUAGUACUGUCACUACUCUACGUGACGGGAGCCCUGGCUCAUCUGUUUGGGAAUUUGGAAACUCAAUUCUCAAAGGCCCUGAUUCUAGUGGAUUGUCAAUCGCAAACAUUGCUGACUAUUACAAUAUCCUUCAAGCUGAUGUCGAUUCAAAAUCCAAUGCUGGAUACGAGACGACCAUCACCGAUUAUUGGGGGCGUGCCCUAUCCUUCCAGCUUGUCAAUGCUUCCAACGGUGGCCCAGCAUAUACCUUCUCAUCAAUUGCACUGGACAAAAGCUUUGUUGACGGCGAGAGCCCGUUUCCAGUCCUAGUCGCUGACGCCCGUGCACCUGGAACCAUGAUUAUAUCCUUAAAUUCAACUGUGUACGAAUUCAAUCCAUUCGAGUUUGGUUCAUGGGAUCCAACGACGUACGGAUUUGCGCCACUCCGUUAUAUUGGGUCCAAUUUCUCCGGCGGAGUUGUCCUACCAAAGACACCUUGUGUGCGUGGUUUCGAUCAAGUUGGAUUUAUCAUGGGCACCUCGUCUUCUCUAUUUAACCAGUUCAUUCUCCAAAUUAAUUCCACGGCUAUGCCCAAUGCUAUGAAAAACUCCCUAACGUCGAUUCUCGAACGAAUUGGUUCUAACGAAAACGAUGUCUCUUUAUUCAAACCGAACCCCUUUUUUGGCUAUAAUAAUAGCACAAACGAUAAUUCCCAUUCAAGCCAGUUAACUCUUGUAGAUGGUGGGGAGGACGGCCAAAAUAUCCCUCUCUCGCCUCUUAUUCAGCCGUUUCGGGCACUGGACGUCAUCUUCGCCGUUGACUCCUCUGCAGACACAGGCUUCUACUGGCCAAAUGGCACCUCUCUUGUAGCAACCUAUCGACGCUCUCUUAAUGCUACACUCGAAAAUGGCACAAUCUUUCCGGCUAUUCCUGACCAAAAUACGUUUAUAAACCUGGGUCUCAACAACCGUCCCUCUUUUUUUGGCUGUAACGCUAGCAAUCUCACUGGUGAAGCUCCACUUAUUGUCUACGUACCAAAUGCGCCAUACAUCAUCCAGUCAAACUUUUCCACGUUUAAGCCAGACUACAGUAACGUUGAAAGGAACCUCAUGAUUCAAAAUGGCUAUGAUAUAGCAACGAUGGGCAAUGGUACUAUGGAUAUGAAUUCUACUUCGCCGAAUAAUUAUGAACCGGCAUUAAAGUUAGAGAUUAGCGCCGCGAAUUGUGCCAGAUUUAACAGUAAGGGCUUUAUGGUUGCUUUUCUUUCUAUGGCAUUUUCCUUGCUUGCUAACCUAUGA